Molecule: messenger RNA, 1897 nt
Organism: Brienomyrus brachyistius
Lineage: Eukaryota; Metazoa; Chordata; Actinopteri; Osteoglossiformes; Mormyridae
Gene: scn3b
Product: sodium channel, voltage-gated, type III, beta
Exons: 7
Coding region: 165-809 (214 amino acids)
Biological process (GO): regulation of heart rate by cardiac conduction; ventricular cardiac muscle cell action potential; sodium ion transport
Cellular component (GO): voltage-gated sodium channel complex
Molecular function (GO): sodium channel regulator activity
Source: RefSeq, a predicted model, not a curated record
GAUGGCUGGCAGGUCACAUGACAGCCUGUGAGAAGGUUGGAUCCCAGAGCCGCUCCCGAAUCCGGGCUAGGAUAAGAACGCACAUGCAUACAUGGCGCAGAGUCCUCGAGACCUGUCGCGGGAGAGUCUGACCGCGACGCUUCUUUCCCAGCAGAACCGCGAAAAUGAUAGAGACCCGGGCUGUCUUGUGCGCUCUCGUCGUUUUCCUCUUAGCGGUGCAGCUCUGCAGGCCCGUGUGCGUUGAGGUACCAUCAGGGACAGAGGCCGUUGUCGGCACCUCCAUGAAGCUCACGUGCAUCUCCUGCUUGAGGAGAGAGGAGGUGAACACUGCAACAUUUGUCUCCUGGUACUACAUCAAGCCUGAUGAUGAGCCGAUCCAGAUCUUCCAAUAUGACGGACAGCCUCAGGAGCUGGACACCCCAUGGAAGGGCCGCCUGAGAUGGAACGGAAGCAAAGACCUCCAGGAUGUGUCCAUCAGCAUCACCAACGUCACGCUCAACGACUCGGGCAUCUACAAAUGCGAAGUGCUGCGACAGUUUGUGUUUGACUUCUACGUGCCCUCCUUCACGAAAAGUAAGACAAUCAAGCUGGAGGUGAGAGAGAAAGCUAUCCAAGACACUACUGCUUUGUACUCCGAGAUCAUGAUGUAUGUCCUGCUGGUCUUCCUAACCUUCUGGCUGUUGGUGGAGAUGAUCUACUGCUACAGGAAGAUAUCCAAGUCCGACGAGCAGACGCAGGACAACGCGACAGACUACCUAGCCAUCCCAUCUGAAAAUAGAGAGAACCCGGGUGCUCCAGUAAUGGAAUAAAAGUGAUUAUCUCACACAGAAACGAUACUGAUUCCUAAUUCAACUGGCGAGGAAGGAGGAACUCGUGGAGAGAGAGACGUGCAUACAUGGUGUCAAAACUUACUGCCAAGCAGCUGGAAUUCAGCCAUUUUCGUUUUUGUGACGUGCCGUGCAAAGAGACCCGUCUGCAGUCAGUUGAGUCACCCCUCCCCCCCGUCUAUUUCUCUGUCUGUGUGACCCGGUCAUAGCUUUUCUUCCCCGCUUUCUGGCACCGAGCUCCUUGCCAGCCACCAAACAGUAUGUCCUCUGGGUUACAGAGGCUUUAAGACCUACAAUGCUUCAUUUUAGUAUUCAGCUCAAUAUCAAUAUGAACUUGCUCCUUGUCUUCAGUUACGCGUGACGCAUAUAAAGGAAGUGUAUUUAAACACAAGCAAACUGCUGGCAUGAUGAGCUUUCCUUAAUCUGAAGUUAACGACCCUGCAGCUAUCAUUUGUACCUAAUAACCAGCACUAUACGACACUCCAUCCAGUCAUACAGGGGCAAGCCUGGGCAGGAACCUUAGCAAGCCUUGGCAGGAACCUUAGCAAGCCUUGGCAGGAGCCUUGGCAAGCCUUGGCAGGAACCUUGGCAAGCCUUGGCAGGAACCUUGGCAGGAACCUAGCUAGAGUGCAUUCCUGCUGUAGGUCCGGAUGAUUGGCUGUGCACUUGCCUUGUUUUUGUUCUGGCUGUUGGGGGGGGGGGGGGGGGGGGCUGUUGGCAGGUGAAGCGUGGGACAGAUCCCAGCCACCAUCUCUCUGUGUCUUUCGGCUCCCACACAGCCCACCCCUGCCCAGGGACACUGGAAGAAGUGAUGUAGGUCAACUUGAUCUGGGUCAGUAGCACUCAGGGGGAUGGGGAGUGAUGGCAACCAUCAGCAGCUUGUCCUGCUGUAAUUAUUAAUCAGUGCUGAUUGUUACUUCCCUCGGACACCAGGAGGCAGUGUGGGGACGUGCAUCUUUUAAGUGCUAUGCUGACAAACAAUUCUUGUAUGUCCAAAAUGGUUCUAUAAUUAAAAAUGUAUAACUUUGUCUCCCAUGUAUUCAUAUAAAAUAAUAAAAACCUAAAUAUGC